Molecule: messenger RNA, 1879 nt
Organism: Rhizophagus irregularis DAOM 181602=DAOM 197198
Lineage: Eukaryota; Fungi; Glomeromycota; Glomeromycetes; Glomerales; Glomeraceae
Source: RefSeq, a predicted model, not a curated record
AAAAAAAAAUUCGAACAAAAAAAAAAAUCAUGUCAAAUCUCAAUAAAGAUAUCCUUCAUUCAAUAUUUGAAGAGUUGCAAGACGAUGGUAAUUCUCUUUAUAAUUUAUUAUCGGUCGACAUAGUUUGGUCAGAAACUAUCAUUCCAAUUUUGUGGAGAAAUCCCUGGAAAUACUUUAACGAUAAGAAGAACGAAACAAUUUCACGAGAGGAAAAAAGAUUCUUAUUAAAUGAUAAAAAGAAGAAGUCACUAUUAGACGUAAUUAUUUCACAUUUAUCGAAUGAAACAAGAGAUACUUUCAAACUAACCACGACAUAUGAGAAACCUUUAUUUGAUUAUAUUGGAUAUUGUAAACACUUGAAUUUAAGUGAUUUAGAAGAAAUAAUUGAUAUCAUGGAGUACGAAGAACUAGACGUUUAUAAUGAAAUAUUCAAACUUUUUAUUAAUGAAAAAACGAGAAUCACACAUCUUUAUAUACCUCGCCAAUUCAAUUAUCAAUUACAUCUUAUUCCUGGGGUUGAAAAUUGCCUUUUAGGGCUUGAAUAUCUUCGAUGCAGCACUUUAACAAAAGACGAUGUUUUAGAUGGAUUGGCAGAAAUAUGCAAAUCAAUCAAGGAAUUAAAUUUUAAUAUUUAUAAUAUUUAUAAUCAAGAAGGACGGGAAGAUUAUAAUUAUGAUAAUGUAACCGAAAAUGGAAUCGUUAAGUUAAUUCAACGUCAAAAAAAAUUAAAUAAGGUUCAUUUUUAUUAUGGAGAAAGUAUGUAUAUGAGAACGACGAACAGUAAUUCUUUAUAUAAAAGUAUUGAAAAUUCUUUGAUUGGACAUGCAAAAAAUAUUCAAUAUUUUAGCGCAAAUAAGAAACCCUUCACAAAUAUUCUUUCAUCUUUUAAAAAUUUAAAAAGUCUAGAAAUAUGUGACGAUUAUUAUUCAUCGAUUCAUGACCAGCCAAAUUUUCCAAUUUUUUAUUUUCCUUUUUCAUUACCUUCUUUACCUCUACCUCCUUUACCUCCUUUACCUUCUUUACAAAUUCUAAAAGUUGGAGACAUUCCUAUAAAUGAUUUAAUAAGUUUAUUUAAAAGUUCAAAAGGACUUUGUGAAAUCAAAAUUGAAUAUUCUACUAUAGAUAUUGAACAUAACAAAAGGAUUAUUCAAGCUAUUUAUGAAAAUUGUCCAAAUUUGAAAUAUCUCGGAAUUCCUUUUAACAAUAUUUAUAUAUUGGAAUUAGAAAAAUUAUUAAUUAAAUGCCAAUAUCUGGAAGGUUUAUAUCUUAACAUAGGAGAAGUAAAUUAUGAAGAGUUAUUUGAAACAUUGGCUAGAUGUUCACCAAAUAGUUUGUUUAGAUUUAAAUUCGAAUUUAAAUUUCAAACUAAUCGGAUUAAGAGAAUAACAUUAAAGUCAUUUAAAUUAUUUUUUCAUCAUUGGCAAGGGAAACAUCCUAUGUUAUUACAAACAAUCGGAAUGUCUCUUAAUAAGUCAGAGGAACAUUCGUAUCUUAUUGAAAAUUAUAAAUUUUUAGGAGUAAUUAAAAAGUACGAUGAUAUUGAAUUAGGAAAAAAUAAUUUUAAGGAUUUUGAAUGGAUUAAACAAAUGCCUUUUCAUGAAACAUCUUUCGAUGGUAAUAUAGCGAAUAGAGCAAGAGGCAUUUAUUUGAUAUGAAUAUAUUUGCUAUUUGAAAUUAAAAAAGUUUAUUGAGCAAUUUAAUUUAGAUUUAAUUAAUUUAGUAUAAUAUAUGUAUAGACUAUUAUAAUAAUAAAUUUUAUUCUUCAGUAUGUUUUAAAAAAUUUAUUUUCUGUUUAAUAAAUUAUAGUUAUUGGAUGAGGGUAAAAUUAUCGGUCACCCGUUACCCUCCCAUUCAAUAACUGUUAUUAUGCAUUCAUGUG